Molecule: messenger RNA, 633 nt
Organism: Gongylonema pulchrum
Lineage: Eukaryota; Metazoa; Nematoda; Chromadorea; Rhabditida; Gongylonematidae
Source: the annotation of a GenBank genome assembly
UUGAGAUUCACUGUAAAGUGUGAAACCAACAGCAAUGGUACUUGCUUACAGGCUCCAAACACAAAACCAUCGCCAACCUCUGCUGAUGGGGCAUCACCAACAACUCUUACAAAGGAUGACAUUCCUGCUGUUGAUGCUGAUGUGAAAGAGGUGGUGGAACAAUCAACCACCACUGCUGCUACUGCAGCUGCUCCUACCGGACAAACCAAUGGUGAAGCAAAAGAAGAAUCUCCGGAAACACCGCGAAAAGAUCCACGCGAAGAUCCGAUCGGCUGGAUUAAUUCACUAAUUCCCGGUGCUGCUCAUAAGGCAAAUUACAAGCUACUUGACUGGGCUCAGCAAUUAGCGGUGGAAGAUGGCGAUAAACGGCAAACACUGCCUGGCAAAAAUGAUGCUGUUACGAAGAGUCAGUUUCUAUCGUUCUUGCGUGAUGGAACACUGCUGGCCAAGUUGGCCAAUCGCCUGCAACCAGGCUCCGUCGAAACAGUGCACGAGGGCGAAGCUGCGAAAGAAAAGGCGAACCAAACAUCCAAUAUCAAUGCAUUCAUCAAUUUCGCAAAAGAAAAAGCCGGAUUAAGCGAGGAACAGGUCAGAAGUUCGUCUAUCGACCCCACUGAAACUAAAGUAAACUAA